Molecule: messenger RNA, 1582 nt
Organism: Salvelinus namaycush (lake trout)
Lineage: Eukaryota; Metazoa; Chordata; Actinopteri; Salmoniformes; Salmonidae
Product: 28S ribosomal protein S27, mitochondrial-like
Exons: 11
Coding region: 11-1264 (417 amino acids)
Cellular component (GO): mitochondrion
Molecular function (GO): protein binding
Source: RefSeq, a predicted model, not a curated record
UCGUCCCAAGAUGGCAGCCUCCCUGUUGCAACGCUGUUUAGGAGCUGUCAAAGUGAUCCAUAAAUGUGGGACUUACAGUUUUAUAGACAGAAGAUGUCUACUUUCAGCAGCAUACACAGACACCAAAUUAUGGGAGGAGAGAGAGAAAGAUCAUCAAAAUCUGGCAUUGAUGGCCGCCUUGAUGGACAGGAUUUAUGACCGAAAUUUCCCUGUCAGCUCUCUGACAAUAUCACGGUUUGUUGACAACAUAUCGUCAAGAGAAGAGGUUGAUCAAGCAGAGUACUAUCUUUAUAAAUUUCGCCACAGCCCAAACUGUUGGUACCUCAGAGACUGGACCGUCCACAGCUGGGUGAGACAGUGUCUCAGAUAUGGGGCCAGAGACAAGGCCUUACACACCCUCAAGAACAAGGUGCAAUAUGGAAUGUUCCCAGAUGAUUUCACAUUCAACCUGCUGAUAGAUUCAUUCAUUAAAGAUGAAGACUUCAAAGGUGCCUGUUCUGUCGUGGAAGAGGUGAUGCUUCAGGAGUCUUUUGAUCUACCAUCAACACAGAUCCUGUCCAUGUAUGCACUGAGCAGUUACCUAGCAACCAAACCAGAGCUCAGUGUGUCAGAGCAGAGGGCUCUGGGAGCAGCACUGCUGAUAUGUGGUCUGAAGCAGGACAACUCUACAGGCCUCAGCGCUCAACUGUUGGGUUGUGCUCUGCUAGGUAAGGUGGAGAUGGCGGCUGGGAUCCAUGCUGUGUUCAGGGGCAUGCCUCUGAUGUGGAACCCAGGGUAUCUGGGCCGGGCCCUGGCCAUUAUGGAGAGAGUAGCUGCCGCUCCUGGAGAUAGCAAACUAUCAAAGGAUGCCGUUGAUUACCUGGAGGGCCUGCUACAGGACCUCUCCUCUGCCUUGGACUCCAAGUCCUCCUCUGGUAAGGACGAGUUAGGAGGAGAGGAGGAGGAGGGGAAGAAGGAGGAGGAGGAUGAAGACGACCAGGAAGAGAGAGAAAAACUACCGCUCUAUGCCAGCAGGUUCAAGGAGCUGAGUGGGCAGCUCCAGUCUCGGGGUAAGGUGGACCCCAGUCCCCUGCAGGUGCUGGUCUCCAGCCUGGUCCAGCAGGGCCUGGCCUCAGCAGAGGGCCCUGACAUGGAGCAGUACCAGAGGAAGGUAGGGGAGUGGGAGGCAGAGAGGCAGCAGCUCAUCAGAAGAGAGAAGGAGAUGAGGGAGAGGGCUGAGGAAGAGAGACAGGCCCGUCAGGCAGCCAAGGCAGCCGCACAAUAGCGCUGAACACACAGCUAGAGGGUGUUCAUGGUGCAUUCCUUGCCGUGUAUACCACCACAAAGCAUCAAUACAUAUUACUGGUACUUUUUCAUAACCUGUGGGGUCCCUACAUCGUCUGCAGUGAAACAUACAUGAAAAGUGAGGGUCGUUUUUGAAAUAUAUAAUAUAAUCUGUUGUCUCCUGAAAUCAGUUUAUUUCAUGUAACCUUUUUGUUUGUGUCUUUUGUACAAAUGCCAUUCACAGUUUAGCAAUGUACCGUGAACAAGAUGUCAACUCCCCAUGAUAGAAUUUUGUCUGUAUUAAAUUAUCAUGAUCAAC